Schistosoma guineensis is the source of this 1650-nucleotide messenger RNA. The record is from the annotation of a GenBank genome assembly. NCBI's taxonomy places the organism in Eukaryota, Metazoa, Platyhelminthes, Trematoda, Strigeidida, Schistosomatidae.
AUGCAAUCUCAAAUAUUAACUCUAUUAGAAUUUGAUGCUCUGGAAAAAGACUUGAACAAUGCAAUUAUUAACGCUGCUUUCCUAUUGUUGUAUAAAGAUCUGAUUCGUCUAUUUGCCUCAUAUAAUGAGGGUAUGAUUAAUUUGAUAGAGAAAUACUUUACUUUGAAACGAAGACAAUGUCGUCUUGGCUUGGACUUAUAUCAUGCUUUUCCAGGUUUAUUAUCGAAGCUUACUGAAUUCCUUGCACUUGCUGAGAGUUUGGGAAUUGGCGAUAAGGAUAGUCUAGGUCUACAACCGGUCCCAGAGAAAGUUAUUCAAGCCAUGGAGCAACACUUACAAAUUUUGGAAAGUAAAAAGGGAUCAGAUGAUGAAGAUGAAGAGACUCAUACUUCAACCAAACCAAAUGUACCAAAGAAGCCAACACUCCCUGUACCUAUUCCAAGUCAAACCGUAAUCUCCACUGAAUCUAACAAGAUUUCUAGCCAUAAUCCACCUAAUCGAAACAGAGAUUACAAUGACGAUGCUGAAUCAAUAAACAAAACACAUGAUUCUAAUAUUCUGGAUCAAUCUGAACAAUUGAACGAUGAUACAACUGAACCGACUGUUGCAUCAUAUCCAACUUUGGUCUUAAAUGAUGAAGAUGGAUUACCUUCCGCUUUACAAGAGGAGAUAAUUGCAACUGCUAAAGGUCACUUAAAUGAAACACUUGUCAAGAGUUCCGAAGCUGUAAAACGUUCAACUCAACAAGGUGCAGUUAAAGUUCCAGUACAUACACAAUUGGGCAGAUCGGAACAUCGAACUGUAUCAGUGCCACCGACACGUUCACGAUCACCAUCACCAGCUCGUCCACCCCCAUCACCUAACCGUCAAUAUGAGAAAACUACACCGAAGCAACCAUCGAUCAGUGCAAGCGAUAGUGAAGCAAUUGAUGAUGACAAUACUGAUGGUAUCAAUAAGACAAAACAUAAUUCAUCAUCAUUAGGUCUUAAUGUAGAAGUGAAUGCACAGACUGAUUCUGCAUCUGUAUGUGCUAGUCCUUUUGCUGGUGAUGAAGAACCAGUUGAACCGGUAACUGAUACUGAUACUAAUGUAUGGUCAAAUAAAUCAUCAGAAGCUCAUGUUGAACCAAUGCAUGGUAGCAAUCAACAUUCAGCAAUCGAUGAUUUACUUGGUCUUGACUUAUGGUCCACUAAUGAUUCUAUUCCACAAACCAAUAUUGAACCUAUACCUUUCUCAGCUCAAACUGAGUCUGUUGGAAAGGAGUCUGAAUCAAAGCCUUCAGCUAUCAAUACUACUGCUACUACUACCAAUACAACAGGUCCUGCUUCAGUUUUUGACGACUUAUUGGCAUUAGAUCCUCUUUUGGAGAAAGAUUCCGUCAGUGGUAGUACUACUGCUACUACUACAAAGAUACCAGUGAAUAAUCCCCCUACAUCGUUUAAUAAUUCACUGCCUCCAGGUUUAAAACCUGUUCCUUCAACUGUUCCAAUACGUCCUGCUGUUGUUAUGUCCGCAUCACAAAACAAGAAUCCACUUGAUGCAUUAGACAGCACCUUGUCAAAUUUGGCUUCAAGUCUAGGGGGUCAGCAAACCUGGGGCUCUACUAACUUGAAGAAGAAACCACUGGCUGAAAGUGAAAAACCAACGUGA